AUGUUGCACCUCCGGGGAGAGGCAUCGCUCACGGCCGAGCAGCUAAAGGUGCUGCAAGUUGUCACGCGCACUUCUUCCUCGCUCUCGGCCCUGGGCGUCAUCACCAUCAUCACCACCUUUUGCUUGUCGCGGCACUUUCGCAACCCCAUGCAUCGCCUCAUCUUCAUCAAUGCCUUCUACAACGCUCUCGACGUGACCUGCACCAUGAUAUCUACCAGCGGGCCGAAGGCGGGUAAUUCUUCAGCCUUGUGCCAAUUCCAGGCUUUCCUCAAUCAAAUGUUUCCGGUCGCAGACGUACUCUGGACCCUCUUCAUGGCUAUCGACGUCUUCCUCAUUGUCUUCCGUUGCUACGAUACCGAAGCGUUGAAGAGGCUCGAGUGGAAAUACAUGGCUGUAAUCACGACAGUUACAUUCAUCCCUGCCUUCACGUUCCUCUUCAUCCACACCGUCGAUAAGGGUCCGAUGUAUGGCAGUGUGACGCUGUGGUGUGCAAUCGCUCCCAAAUGGGUGCUCUUCCGAAUCAUUUGCUACUAUGUUCCCAUAUGGUCGAUGGUUCUCAUCACCAUGGUGCUGUAUUGUCUCGUCGGCAUAGAGAUCGUCAGGCGGAGACGAGCCCUCCAGUCCCUCACCAGCAACUCUGUUGCCAUGGAUGACACCGUCCUGCCCGCGACCGAUGCCUCUUAUGCCAGUUCCAGCAACACCGUGGCCAUGACUGUCGAGUUUGAUGUUUAUUCACAACGCGGGCAGAUGUCUACAUCACAUUCUGGAAACGAAUCGUUACUUACCACCUCCAAAUGCUCUGUUUCGACUCCACGCCACCCCAACACCCCCAGACGGUCGUCUCUGUCGUUCAGACAGUACAUUCUCAUGCCGCUCUUCUUUUUUCUUGCGAUGCUGUCAGUCUGGGUAGCGCCAACAACCAAUCGCGUUGCCUCUUUCGUUGAUCCUCACUUUUCGUCAUUUCCACUGUUACUUGCCGUCGGCACGACGGGCUCUCUGCGGGGUUUCUGGAACGGGCUUGUCUUCAUCACCAUUGGCAUGAAGUCUUGGAAGAGGCGCAAGGACUUGGAGGAGGGUGCACUACGCCACGUAUGAAGAGAGCCCGUGUGGUAGGAUGCACGUGAAGAGCGAGCUGCCCGAGUUACCACAGCUGGGGCGGCGGGAAAACUUGUUCCAGGGGUAGACAACACCAGGGAAGGAUUGAGUAUCGGCUGGGCAUCGCGGGGCUAUUGGUGGUGACGGCGCCGGUUGCGUGGAUCGGGUCCUCGGUCGAG
Molecule: messenger RNA, 1274 nt
Organism: Phialemonium atrogriseum
Lineage: Eukaryota; Fungi; Ascomycota; Sordariomycetes; Cephalothecales; Cephalothecaceae
Exons: 4
Coding region: 1-1095 (364 amino acids)
Biological process (GO): cell surface receptor signaling pathway; adenylate cyclase-activating G protein-coupled receptor signaling pathway
Cellular component (GO): plasma membrane
Molecular function (GO): G protein-coupled receptor activity
Source: RefSeq, a predicted model, not a curated record